Messenger RNA from Bactrocera neohumeralis, 6866 nucleotides. It is a transcript of the gene Pvr, whose product is annotated as vascular endothelial growth factor receptor 1. The record is from RefSeq and is a predicted model, not a curated record. Gene Ontology annotation, biological process: multicellular organism development; positive regulation of kinase activity; cell surface receptor protein tyrosine kinase signaling pathway. The transcript is spliced from 20 exons. Lineage: Eukaryota; Metazoa; Arthropoda; Insecta; Diptera; Tephritidae. Gene Ontology annotation, cellular component: signaling receptor complex. Gene Ontology annotation, molecular function: ATP binding; transmembrane receptor protein tyrosine kinase activity. Bases 953 to 5872 code for a protein of 1639 amino acids.
UUCAAAGUGUUUAUUACGGAAGCGGACUCGCGCAAGGCGACGGUGCAACUCAUAGAAUAGUGAAAUAUACAAAUUAACGCGGUUAUUAAACUGUCAAUACACAAUGAUUGUUGUGUGUGAAAGAGAGCGCUGUAAAAAAGGCACGAUUUCGUAAAAUGCAGCGAGUGAAAUAAAAAACCGUGUUUUUAUUAUUAUUACCUGCUUUCGAAAAAUUAAAAAACACGCUAAUGUGUAGAAUUUUACAUAUAUAGUGCCAUAUAUACUUGUACAUACGAAAUACAUAUGAACAGCUUCUUUUGUGCUACAGAACGAGUUUAUAUGCGCGUUUGUGUGUUAUUGACCGCUGGCGAGUCACCAAUUGUUGAGCUUUUUCACGGUUAUUGACAGACGCUUAUAUACUGUUUGCAUUGAUACAAAGCGACUAACGAUAACUUCAUGCAGUGGAAAACAGAAGCAAAUACGGCAAAAAAGUUUAAGCAUAGAGUCUCGCAAGACAUACACAUAAUUAUGAACGAUUAUGUUCAUAUAAGCAUAAAAUGCUGUGAUAAAAAUUGUAGAUUUUUAUUGCUCGUUUUUGUUGUUUACAAAAUUUGAUUGAAAACAAAUACAUAUCAACAAUAUGAGUAGUCGUCAAAAUGACUUGGCCGCGUACAGUGCGAGGCGAUUAAAACGCGCAACAUUCGUUCAAAUAAGAAAUUACUAAUUAUUUGAAGUGAAAUAGUGAUUCAAAGUGGAUUUAAAAAAAUAUUUAUCGCUUUUCGGCAUUGUUUUAAUAUGUGAUUUCAUUGCGCAAACUCGUACAUAACUACAUAUGUUAAGAUGUAUAGUAAAACAUUAAUAAUGUGUUAAGAGAUCAAAAGUGAAAAAUUGACGCAGCAAAAAUAAAAAUUGUUUACAAACAAGUUUAAGUUUUAAAUGAAUUGUACAAAUACUUCAACACAUCAAUAUCAAGAUGAGACUUCCACACACGUCGAUAAGACACACAAGCCUUCGGAGAAGCGGCGGUUUGAAUAAAACGAGCAUAUUUGCGGCAUUACUACUUCUAUGCUUAACCACAUUGUGGAGAGUUCAAGCCGCGCCACAAUUAUUUCCAACAAACGACGACGAGGAAUUCCGUCGUAAUGAUGCUGUCGAAUACGGUGCACCGUUAAUCACACCUCUAAUGGACUAUGUAACACUUGAAUUAAAUACAAAUUAUACAAUACGUUGUGAGGCCGAUGAACCAUUAUCGUGGAGACUACCUGGUGAUACUGUUGAUUACGACGAGCAAACAUUUAACACUGGUGAUCCACAACGUCCCCAUGGCAGUAUGCUAUAUCUACAGGAUAUAUCUAGCAAGAAUUUGGGUAAUUACUAUUGCAUAAAAAAAUCGAGUAUUCCAAAUAGACUAGACGCAAUGCAGGACGAGGAACUUGUAGAGUUGGUUAAUAAUUAUAAAGCGUCCUCAAUUUACAUAUACGUUAAUGAUCCCGUUAAUCUUUUGUCACAAAAUGAAUUUCCGGUAAUUAGUGCGCUACAGUACCAGGAUACGGUCAUACCAUGCAAACCAACUAUGCCCGACAUAGAAGUGCUGCUAACCACGUCGCAUGGUGAAACAUUUUCCAGUGAAAAUACCGGCCGCUAUAAUCCCCAGCGCGGUUUCGUCGUCGAAAUACGCGGCGUUACCGAUGGCGGCAGCUAUGUGUGCCGACCGAAAGUGCCGUCUCCAUUAAAUGAUGAGGAGGAACAAACCUUUGAGAUCUUUUUUAGUGGUAACGAACCUGUUAAUCCUGUGGAAAUGGGUGUGGAUGUUGAUCUUAAUGUUGACACAACUAAUCUUGGUGAUGGCAAUAUUGAUCAUGAAAAUAAGCGUAUCAUUGGCGUUGAAACUCAUAAUAGCAAUAUCCUAGCAAAUGUUGUGGGUGUUACUAAUGGUGACGGUUACGUUACGACUCAAGCGACUACACUUUUUGGCUAUAAAAACGCAAAAGUAGUUAACAAUUAUACAGACGACCCGCGCACUGACAUUGAUAAUAGUGACAGAAUUGUUGUUGAAGAAAAUCAUAUUUAUGAAAGCGAACCACAUCGUUCAACACGUUUGCGCGACACAAAAAGACCGCUUUUAAAACGCGCUGCGCCAACAACUAGAUGGCAUAGUUCACGAUUCCGUGGUGCGUUACGAUCGAGUACGAAAUAUAUUGAGAAACCGAUUAUAACCUCAAAUUCCCGUGGACAUGUGAACGUUGGUGAAAAUUUCACGCUGAAUUGCUAUGUGAAAAUCGCCUUUGAUGUUUCCUACUCAACAGAAUGGAAAACACCGCCAGGAGUUGAUGAGGACCGCAUGAUUAAAACUAUACCAACAUUUAUAAAUAAAACAUCCACACAUCAAGUCGGCGAGGCAAAAUUGACAAUACUAAACGCUAAGAAAUCGGAUUCUGGUCUUUAUGAAUGCAUUUGCACGGACCAUUCGAAAAAUGUUGGACGCAACAAUUAUCAAAUGACAGUUUUAAAUCGCGAUGAGGGCUAUAUCAACAUUAGUGAGCCUUCCGGUUAUUACAAAAUCGCCAGUAGCGCGAAUAAAAAGGUGCAGAUCAAUGUUAAAUAUCGCGGUUAUCCGUUUCCUACGCUUACUUGGUACAAACCAGACAACACGCAAAUUCAUCCAUCCAAAAAAUAUAUCAUCAACACCACCGACACUUCGAUUACGCUGCAAAUUGUGAAUGCACAACUGGAGGACAGUGGUGAAUAUGUGAUACGCGCCAAGAAUGAAUUGCUGGUGAAAGAGUUGAAAUUCAAUGUGAGCAUCAGCGACAAACCCAAAGUAACAGUCGAGGAUGUGUAUGUGCAGGCUGGCGAAGAAGCACAUCUACAAUGCAAAGUGUUAUCCUUUCCUUUCGCCGUAGUCUCAUGGGUAUUUACACCGUGUAGCAUAUCGCCGCGUUGGCCUUCGUGCAACAAGCGAAUGGAUCAAAAUUUUAAUUCUACACGAAAUGCGCAACCAGGCGCAACGGCCGUUGAAUAUAUACAUGACCUAUUUUUUACGCCAGAAAAGCCGGGUAUUAUGCAUUGUUUAGCAGUAAAUCCGAAAGGUAUGGGUGAAGGUAAAGGUCACGUGCUUAUUGGCGACAUAAAUGAAAAUAUGACCAUAUACGGUACGGAUGAGAAUAAGAAAAUUGCACGCGGUGAUGAGGUGACACUCACGUGUGCUGCUCUCUCUUAUUACUUCUCUGACGAUCUGGAUUGGUAUAAAGAUGGCGAAUUGGUGGAAGAGGACAGCAGCAAUUUUGUCAUCAGCAACUCUUCAAGCAGCUACUCGUAUCAAAAAACAUUGGUAAUCGAAAAUAUACAAGAUCGCGAUCAGGGCAGUUAUGAGUGUCGUGCACGUAAUGCAAACAAUCCCGAUAUGCAAGAAACUAAAUAUAGGAGCAUUUUUGUUAAUGAACCCUUGGCUCCAAUCAUGCGGUAUACCAAUCUUGAUGAGAAUGAUAAAAUGGAGCGCAAACUAGGCGAUGCUUUACAAUUGGAAUGCAAACCGGAAGCAAUACCAGCAGCGGAAGUACAUUGGUAUAAGGACGAUGUUGAAUUGAACAACAGCAGUUAUGUGAACAUUCUAGACGACGGCAGCAAACUAAUUAUACAAUAUAUCAAACCUGAACAUGAAGGUGCAUACAAAUGUGUGGCUUCAAAUCGUUUGGGUUCUGCCGAAGUGAGUUCGGCGGUUAAAAUAACAAAUUUGCCACGCAUGCGCGUCGGUUGGAUACUCGCCAUACUGUUCUUCUUCAUUUUCCUUAUUGCCCUGGUGAUUUAUCUAUGUGUGCGUGUCAUGCGCGAACGAAAGCGUCUGCGUGAUUACAAAGCGGCCGGUUUGGCAAAUUUCGAAGACGGCGCUGUGGAGCAUAUAAAUCCAGCGCUGACAUUAGACGAACAGGCCGAUUUAUUGCCAUAUGAUCGUGCUUUUGAAUUUCCACGUGAAAAACUUAAAUUGGGAAAGCAAUUGGGUGCCGGCGCCUUUGGUGUGGUGCUAAAAGCUCAUGCGGAAGGCAUACGACCAGAUGAAAAGGAAACCGUAGUGGCUGUGAAAAUGGUCAAACGUAUUGCUGAUAAUGAGGUGAUGCGUGCACUGGUGACGGAAUUAAAGAUUUUGGUGCAUCUUGGCCCAAAUUUGAAUGUUGUCAAUCUCUUGGGUGCAGUAACCAAAAAUAUUGCGAAACGUGAAUUAAUGGUUAUUGUGGAGUACUGUCGUUAUGGUAAUGUACAAAACUUCUUACUGCGCAAUCGUAAACGAUUUAUAAAUCAAAUUAACCCUGAAACGGAUAAAAUUGAUCCAACCAUUACUAAACAGAGGUUUUCGGAUAAUUUCGAGUUAAACCGUGAUGGAGUAAGAUAUGUUAAUCUGGCAUUUGCAAAUCACCAAUAUGUUAAUCAUAUGAAUAAUAUGAACAAUAAUUAUACGGCAAAUAAUCGUAGAAACUCCGACGAGGACCCACGCUCCGGCACACGUGCCGGCCGUCCCAAUUCCACCGGAUAUUUGCGUCAAUCGGAUUUGUACGAAGGCCAUGUGGAUAGCUGUGCAACGGAGCAGACUGUAAUGACCACAAUACCGGAGGACGAUGAUAAUGUCUUAUCCAAUAAUUCUGUGCAACCUGCUUGGCGCUCCAACUACAAACCAGAUAGUACAGAAGCCAUGACAAUUACCACAACACAGCUGGUGAGUUGGGCAUUCCAAGUGGCACGCGCCAUGGAUUAUCUGUCAUCGCGUAAAGUGUUGCAUGGUGAUCUGGCGGCUCGUAAUAUCCUGCUUUGUGAGGAUAAUGUGGUGAAAAUUUGCGAUUUUGGCUUAGCACGUUCCAUGUAUAAGAGUGAGAAUUACAAGAAACAAGGCGAAGCGCCGUUGCCUAUUAAAUGGUUGGCCUUGGAGUCGCUCAGUGAUCACAUAUUUAGCACUUAUACUGAUGUCUGGUCGUUUGGCAUUGUUUUGUGGGAGUUUUUCUCAUUGGCCAAAGUACCCUAUCCCGGUAUGGAUCCGAAUCAGAGCUUAUAUUUAAAAAUAAAAGAUGGUUAUCGCAUGGAGAAACCGCCAUAUGCCAAUAAUGAAUUGUAUGAUAUAAUGCUGGAGUGUUGGAGUACAAAUCCGGAGAGCCGUCCAUUAUUUAAUGUGUUGGAAAAGUAUUUCGCACGUAUGCUGGGCGAGGAUGUGACAAAUCACUAUGUUGAUUUGAAUGACACUUAUUUACGCGCGAACAUGGAUAAUGCCAAUACCAAGCCAACUGAUUAUCUGUCGCUAAUGGGCUCACCAGACGAAAUGGCACCGGCGCCACCACGCUAUGUAAACGGCCAUAUACUGCCUGAAAUACGUAUACAGCCAUCUACUUCCGACGACUACUUAAAUAUGAGCAUCGAAACUGGUACAACCAUUUUCUCACCGACACGUCCCAAAGACUAUCAAAAUUCAAAUGAUGAUACAAAUACAACAACAACUUCUUUCACCUUCCCAGAUAAUACAGCACCCACAGCGCCACCAAUAUCACAACAUUCCCCAACCUUAGUGAAUAAUCUCGAUAGUCCAAUCAAUAAGCAUCGCAAGAAAGAGGGCAUACAACCGGAGGAGAUACCAAUGCUGACGGGCACACAUCACAAUUCCGAUGAUGGUGGCGACAGUCCAGAGCAAGACCGAAAGUUCGCCAAAAACAUAUUACAACAACAUGUACGUGCUACGCCUACACCGUCGCCACGUCAUCACAUCGCCGAGACCGAACUCAGCGGCAGCGAUAACUAUGUGAAUGUGAAUUCACCGAAAAAGUUGAAUAACAAUGGUGCGAGAGCAGCGGAUGCAUUUUCCAAUCCCAGUUAUCAAAUUUUAAAGACUGUUUCAAAGGAUGUGGAUAAUAAAUGAAGCGUGAUCAGAAGAAAAUCCCCUGUUUGGCAAUUGCUAAUAUGUGCGCGAAUGUAAAAUUGAUCGAACAAAUAUUGUCAUGAUUAGUUGAAUUCGACUUUUGUAGUAACUACAAUCUACAAACUAUAUUAUACUACUACAAGUGAGGGUUAAUUAUCGAAAGUAAAAUCAAUUUUUUUUUAAUUUUAAUUUGUUAUUAUUCUGGGUUAUUUUUUUAAUGAAUCUUCCUUUAAAGUCGAUUUUAUACAUAUUAUGCUAAUAAGUGUUCAUUUUCAUAGUCAAAAUGAGUUAUAGUCAUAAGUAUUGCAUGCGAUUUUGCUUAUUCACAAUAACUUGACAUUUAUUUUAACGGUUUUAGCUUUCCAAAUACCAUUGAUCUUAUCGAUGAAAGCGCGCCAGCUUAAAAAAACGGUAACAUUUUACAUACAUAAUGCAUUUAUUUACUAUAAAUGGAAGAAUAAAGGGUUUUUGGUCAUAUUUUAUCCAUUAUUACAUUACAAAAUUAAAUAAUAAGGCUAAAAUUACAAAUGAUCAUAAAUUUCAAACUUUUUAAUCCAAAAACUGUAUUCAGAAUGCUUAAAAAUCAUUUAUACUCCUAAAUCAUUAAAAGAAACACAAUGGGAUAGCUUAAACGCCGACUUGAAUACUUAUAUAUAAAUGUAUUGCGAUAAAAAAUGUUUGUUUUAAUGAAGUAUCCUUAUGUAAACUUAGAUAAUUGUUGUAUAAUUAAAAUAUAAGAAAGAUACUUUCCUCAUUAAUACCUAUACGCUGAUAAAAUAGAUUAAGUUUACAUAUUUACAACUACUUUAACUGUACAUAGACUACUUUUAAAUAAACUGUGCGUUUCAUACUCAUAAGAAAAGUGAGCGAACAACUUUUCAAUGUGCUAUAUAUAAAUCUAUUUAGUUUUAUUGUAAUAAGAUUUAAUUUUGUGAACUUGAAUGCCUUAAACAUUUUGCGCAGGAAUAAAAUCUACGAUAUAUAAAAGUUGCUA